AUGCGUCGCUCUAUCCUGCUUGCCUGCUCCGCCGCCAAGGGGGGGAACUGGGCAUCCAUGUCCGAUGCAGAGAUCAUGAAACAGGUGGAAGAUAAGAAGAUUGCAUUUUACGGUCUUGAACAGGCACUUGCCCCCGACUACGACCGCGCCAUCGCCAUCCGUCGUGAUAUUGUCAAGAAAAAGAUGUGCCCAUCCUCUGCUGCCACACAUCCGUUGGAGAGGGUGCCUUACAAGAACUACGACUGGGGCAACGUUGUGGGCCAGAACUGCGAAAACAUUCUCGGCUAUGUUCCAGUACCGGUGGGAUUGGCUGGUCCGCUGCUGUUGGAUGGAAAGGAGGUGGGACUACCGAUGGCGACGACGGAGGGUGCACUGGUCGCGAGUACGCACCGUGGCGCGCGUGCCAUCAACCUGAGCGGUGGCUGCCGGACGGCAGUACUGAAGGAAGGCAUGACGCGUGCCCCCGUAGUGGAGGUAAGCUCCUUCGACGAGGCCAUCGCCUUGGUCAAGUUCUGUGAGGAGCGGUUCGACAUGCUAAAGGAGGCCUUCGAGUCGACUACCCGCUUUGGAAAGCUGCAGAGCAUCAAGUGUGCCAUGGCGGGUCGUCAGGUGCAUAUGCGCUUCUCUGCCUUUACUGGGGAUGCGAUGGGCAUGAACAUGAUCACGAAGGGCUGCGACAAGGCGCUGCGGGUGUUGCAGCAGCACAUUCCCUCCAUGCGGGUGCUGGCUUUGUCGGGUAACUUUUGCACUGACAAGAAGCCGUCCGCAGUGAACUGGGUGGAGGGACGCGGAAAGUCGGUUGUGGCGGAGGCCGUCAUCAAGCGUUGUGUGGUCGAAGGCGUUCUCAAGUGCACCGUUGACAGCGUUGUGUCGCUGAAUGUGACAAAGAACCUGCGCGGCUCUGCACUUGCUGGGUCCAUCGGCGGUUUCAACGCACAUGCCGCCAACAUCGUGGCCGCGCUCUACAUCGCAACUGGUCAAGACCCCGCGCAGGUAGUGGAGUCCGCAACGUGUAUGACGACGAUUGACAAGGUGGGUGAGGAUCUCAUGAUCAGCCUGACGAUGCCGAGCAUCGAGGUUGGCGCCGUUGGCGGUGGCACAGGCUUGUCAUCGCAGAGCGCCAUGCUGGAGCUGAUGGGGUGCGCGGGUGCUAACAAAGAAGACCCGGGUGCCAAUUCCCGCCAGAUUGCACGCGUCGUUGCAGGCGCAGUCAUUUGCGGGGAGCUGUCCCUCAUGGCCGGCCUUGCCGCUGGUCACUUGCUGAGUGCCCACAUGAAGCUGAAUCGAAAGCCCUCGAGUCAGUAA
This is a messenger RNA of Leishmania braziliensis MHOM/BR/75/M2904, 1305 nucleotides long. Its product is annotated as putative 3-hydroxy-3-methylglutaryl-CoA reductase. Gene Ontology annotation, biological process: coenzyme A metabolic process; isoprenoid biosynthetic process; sterol biosynthetic process. The record is from RefSeq and is a predicted model, not a curated record. Gene Ontology annotation, cellular component: endoplasmic reticulum membrane; peroxisomal membrane. The coding region runs from base 1 to 1305 and encodes 434 amino acids. The transcript has a single exon. Gene Ontology annotation, molecular function: protein binding; hydroxymethylglutaryl-CoA reductase (NADPH) activity. NCBI's taxonomy places the organism in Eukaryota, Euglenozoa, Kinetoplastea, Trypanosomatida, Trypanosomatidae.